AUGAGUACUGGAGUAAAAUGCCACAGGUCAUGCAUCGAAGCAUUUGAAGACUUGAAGCUUAAUAAAAAACAUCGAUACAUCAUCUUCCAUAUCGAAGAUGAUAAAGAAAUAAAAGUGCUUUGUCGAGCUGAUAGAACGGAAACGUAUCAUAGUUUCAAGGAUAUUUUAUUAAAAAUGAUGGAUGAAGGUAAAGGAUGUUACGCAGUUUAUGAUUACGAAGUUGAAGGAAAAGUACCUUCCCUGAUAUUUGUCUCAUGGGUUCCGUCUACACUGGAUGUUAGAAAGCGAAUGAUAUAUGCUGCUUCAAAAUGUGUAUUGAAAGCGAGUUUGGUGGGUGUUAGACGUGAAGUUGAGGCAAAUGAUGUGGACGAAAUCGAGGAGGAAGAAAUGCGCAAAAGGGCUUCAUAA
Schistosoma rodhaini is the source of this 408-nucleotide messenger RNA. NCBI's taxonomy places the organism in Eukaryota, Metazoa, Platyhelminthes, Trematoda, Strigeidida, Schistosomatidae. The record is from the annotation of a GenBank genome assembly.